Molecule: messenger RNA, 3214 nt
Organism: Trachemys scripta elegans
Lineage: Eukaryota; Metazoa; Chordata; Testudines; Emydidae
Gene: IFFO2
Product: intermediate filament family orphan 2
Exons: 9
Coding region: 257-1732 (491 amino acids)
Source: RefSeq, a predicted model, not a curated record
GGGCCGCGGCGCUCGAUGCGGCAGUGGCGGUUGGCGCAGGAGCGAGUAGACGAGGCCGGGCGGUCCCCGCGCUUGGAGACAGCCGGACUGCGGGAGGGACUCGACCCGGGGCGGCUUUUACCUCAGCCAUAGCCUCCCUCCCCCCUCCCGCGACUAACCGCCACUUCCGGUGGCCUCCCCCCCGCGAGCCGGGUAAAUACCCGCCCCCGUCUCUCCCCCGCCCCCCUCGCGGCUGCGAGCGCGCCCGGCCGGGAGGAUGAUGAACUCGCUCCUCUUCGGCGAGAUGGCGCGAGCCUUCGCCGCCGGCCCGGCCCCCGGCGCCUUGGGCCCCGGCAGCCCCGCGGCGGCCUCCCCGCCGGUGACCGCGGCGCUGCGGAACGACCUGGGCUCCAACAUCCACCUGCUGAAGGGGCUGAACGUGCGGUUCCGCUGCUUCCUGGCCAAGGUGCACGAGCUGGAGCGGCGCAACCGGCUGCUGGAGAAGCAGCUGCAGGCGCAGCAGAGCGAGCGCGACCGCCGCUUCCGCUACAAGACCUUCUCCCGGGACCAGGCCGUGCAGACGGACCCGGGCCCCCCGGCUCCCGGGCACGGCGCCCAGCCGCCCGGCCCCGCCGCCGCCGCCCCGCCGCAGCACUACGGCCGCCUGCCCGGCACUAUCUGGAGCUACACCCAGGUGCGCCGCACCGGCGGCGGCGGCCUGGAGACCCUGCAGGGGCCCGGCGUCUCCUGGGUCCACCCGGACGGCGUCGGGGUGCAGAUCGACACCAUCACCCCCGAGAUCCGGGCCCUCUACAACGUGCUGGCCAAAGUCAAGCGGGAGAGGGACGAGUACAAGAGAAAAUGGGAGGAGGAACUGGCAAAGCGAACGAGUCUGGAGUCUAUGGUGGAAACCUUGCAAGAGGAGGCUCAAGAGGCGGAAGCUGUCCAGGAAGAGUUAAAUGAAAAGAUUGAGCGGCUGAAAGCAGAGCUUGUUGUCUUUAAGGGUCUGAUGAGUGAUCCCAUGACAGACCUGGACACAAAGAUCCAAGAAAAGGCCAUGAAGGUGGACAUGGACAUCUGCCGUCGAAUCGAUAUUACAGCUAAGCUGUGCGAUGUAGCACAGCAGCGCAACUCUGAAGACGUUUCCAAGAUAUUCCAGGUGGCUUCCAAAAAGAAAGAACGCAAGCUAACAUCGGACGAUGACCUCUCUGAGCAGGAUGGAGACAACAGCAGAUUAUCAGAUGACGAAGUCAGCUGUUCUCUGAACAUCACAGAUGAAAUGAAGCGAAUGUUUAAUCAGCUGCGUGAGACGUUUGAUUUUGAUGAUGACUGUGACAGUUUAACAUGGGAGGAGAAUGAAGACACCCUGCUUCUCUGGGAAGACUUCACAAACUGCAAUCCUUCAAUUGAUCUUCAAGGAGAACAGGAGGAGAAUCUGGGAAACUUGAUCCAUGAAACAGAAUCUUUCUUCAAAACAAGAGACCAAGAAUAUCAGGAAACAAUAGGACAGAUUGAGCUGGAGCUAGCCACAGCCAAGAGUGACAUGAAUCGCCACCUCCACGAAUACAUGGAAAUGUGCAGCAUGAAGAGGGGCCUGGACGUACAGAUGGAAACCUGUCGUAGACUUAUCAAAGGCUCGGCUGACAGAAAUUCUCCAUCUCCCAGCUCUGUAGCCAGCAGUGACUCAGGAAACACAGAUGAGAUUCAAGAUGAGUUUGACAGAGAGGCGGACGUGGAGCCUAUGGUCAGCUGAUACAUAAUCAGAGCAUUCCAGUGAAAGGGAAAAUACAGAAAGGAGAAAAAAAAAAAGUGAAAAAAUAGAAUACUGACCGAACAGACUAAUAAGCCCUGGCACAGGGUUCCUGAGGACUCAUUCCGAUACGCAUCCCCACCCCACCUGAGGAUUGGUGCUGUACAUUUCUACUGUUCUACCAAUUACAAAUGCAGAAUUCUGUAAGAAAACAUGGUGUUUUAAUGGUGCCUUUGCCCCAAGCUGAGCCACUUUGAGCUCUAAUAGAAUAUUAAUAGCAGGUGUUUUUUAUAAGAAAAAUAAAAAAGGGGGAAAAAAAAAUCUGGCCGCAGCAGAGAAUGGUGCUGCAAACGUUUUGGGUGUUUCAGUAGGCUUAUGACUUACUGAAGGGCUGCACUGAUUGGCAAAAGGAUCAUGGACCACAACACAAUUGCAGUGUAAUUACCACAGUUGUCUGGAAAAAAAAAAAGGGAAAAAAUGUAAACACCUCCAAAUGUAGCUGUUAACCCCAUUUAAAAAUAGCAGUGGGUUAGAGGCAGACUUUAGGCUCAUGCAAUUAUAAGGUAUCUAAAGGAAUCUCUUUAUGCCAUCUGUCUGGGUGGAGGACCUUUGGAAUCUGCACAAGCUUUUUGCCUGAGUCUAGAAUCCCAAGAAGCAGUUCUCAGCUCGGUGGCAAAGUAGAUGGACAAGGUACACUGGGGUGGGAAUAUCACCGUUAAACUACUAUGCAAAAAAAAAAAAAAGCUUGCCUUAUUUAUACGGAAUGUUUGGUCCCUGCUGGACUAGAGUUAUCUCUUGGUGGAAGGAAAGCUAAAAACACAGUUGCACAUGUUAGUUAUCUGUAGCGCUUCCUUUGUGGAGGAAUGUCUGUUAUAAUGUCUUUGUUUCCUGGGAUGGGAUUAGGAGGGGGAUCAGCCCUUCAGUUCCUGAAUUUUUUUCCCACCAUAAUAGUUGCAAGUCCUACUUUACUGUCUGGGAGAUAAGCAGCAUAAAAUGCAGUUUCAUGAGCAGCGUGGUUGAAGCAUCAGGGUAAACUGACACACCAUGCUAUAGAUGUAGCCUUGAGAUGUGACAUCAUUACAGACCACUGUUCUUUGGAAAAGCUGAAAAUACUGUAAUCCUUUUUAGGGCACAGUAAAAAUGAAUCCUAAACUACUGCUGCUCUGGAAUUAGGGAAUAACAGCCAUGUGCUUUCUCCGUGAGAAAGCAAGUAGACCUAGGCCUUACGUGUCUGUUCCUCUGUAUUUUAAACCAGAGAAAGCAGCAUCAAAAGUCUAAUUUAUUUACUUUCUAUUCAGAGAGCUAGUGGCAUGAGAUGGGCUGUUCUUGGUUAUAAUUAGGAAUUGUCACAACUGAGCCAAGAGAAAAGGGGAAUGGAAAUCUCUGACUUUAAGUAAGCGGAAGACAGUACCAGAUUGUUUUGCAGGCUACUGUUGAAGACAUAAUUAAUAGCUCUUAGAAGUUAACUAUGUAGCUAGUAACCAU